Messenger RNA from Siniperca chuatsi (mandarin fish), 3064 nucleotides. It is a transcript of the gene tspan14, whose product is annotated as tetraspanin 14. The transcript is spliced from 9 exons. Gene Ontology annotation, biological process: protein maturation; protein localization to plasma membrane; regulation of vascular endothelial growth factor signaling pathway. The record is from RefSeq and is a predicted model, not a curated record. Gene Ontology annotation, cellular component: membrane. The coding region runs from base 159 to 965 and encodes 268 amino acids. Lineage: Eukaryota; Metazoa; Chordata; Actinopteri; Centrarchiformes; Sinipercidae.
AUAGAGGAAGAAGUAGUAGAAGAAGAAGAACAACAACAACUAGUAGAUUCUGGUGAAACAGCAGCAAAAGAAGAAGUCCGUUAUCAGUAGGGCGUGUUUGUGUUUGUUUGAUUAAAGUGUCGGAGGAACCUGGAUGUGUUUAUACAGACUGAUCUGAGAUGUACUACUAUCGAUAUGAGAACGCUGAGGUCAGCUGCUGCUACAAAUACCUGAUGUUCAGUUACAACAUCAUCUUCUGGCUGGCUGGAGCUGCCUUCAUUUCAGUUGGUUUCUGGGCGUGGAGUGAAAAGGGAAUCCUGUUGGAUCUGACCCAGGUGACCCAGCUGCAUGGUUUCGACCCGGUCUGGUUGGUCCUGGUGGUGGGCGGAGUCACCUUCAUCCUGGGCUUCGCCGGCUGUGUGGGAGCUCUGAGAGAAAACAUCUGUCUGCUAAAGUUUUUUUCCGGCGUGAUCGGCUUCAUCUUCAUCCUGGAGCUGACGGCGGCGGUGCUGGCGGUUGUUUUUCAGAGUCAGGUCAGAGAGUGGAUCAACGACUUCUUCCUGGCAAACAUCAAAGGGUACAGAGACGACAUCGACCUGCAGAACCUCAUCGACUCUCUGCAGAGGAUGAACCACUGCUGUGGAGCUCAGGAACCGGACGACUGGGAUCUGAACGUUUAUUUCAGCUGUAACGGGACUCAUCGCAGCAGAGAGAAGUGUGGCGUUCCUUUCUCCUGCUGCAACACUGAUCCUGCUGACUCAGUGGUGAACACUCAGUGUGGCUAUGACGUGAGAAACAGACCAAAGGGUGAGUGGAGUGACCAUAUCUACGUUAAAGGUUGCAUCGCUGCGUUGGAGGACUGGUUACCUGGAAAUCUCUACACUGUGGCCAUCGUGUUCAUCGUGAUCUCUCUGCUGCAGAUGGUGGGGAUCUACCUGGCCAGGACUCUGAUCUCUGACAUCGAGAAGGUCAAAUUCAGCUACUGAAGCGACACCUGCAGGGGGCGGAGCCUCCAUCAGCUGUUACUGGACCAAGUUUCUUCAGUCAGAUGUGCCUUCUUCUUCUUCUUCAGUAACUCUGCUGUAUCUGCCUUCACUUCCUGUCAUCACUUCGUCUUCUGGUGAUCUCGUUGCUAUGGUAACUGAAAACAUGGCGUUGUGUUGAAUGUGUGAAGCCUCCAAAGUCCUGAAAGAGGAUAUUUUUUUUGUUCCUGUGUGAAAGAUGCAUCUAAUAAUCUUCUGAUAAAAAAUAAAUCUCUCUGGACUUCAGGGCUCCGUGAGAACGGGACGUUCUGUUGAUGCUUUUUUAUUUGUGUUUUUUAUAUCGUUGUUUAUGUUGUUUUGUCACUGAGAGCUUCAUCAUCUAACAGACAUGUGCCUGCUCAGCACCAGACUGCCUUCACUUUUCCUGCAGUUUAAGAAUGAACACAAACUGUUUCUCACUGCAGAUUCAGGCCCUUUUCUACUGCUUCAGUCUUCUCUGUGACUGUUUCUUGACCCAGUGUGACCUUUGACCUGAUUAGCUUUUUACCGUUCAGUGCCACCCUCAUCAUCUUCAUCAUCAUCAGAUUGAACUCAGGUCUUUUGUUCCUGUUUCUGUUUUCUUUCAGUCUCUGAACAUCAUGUGACUCGUCCUGAAAUGAUUGUCCUCAUUAUUGAUUAAUCUACUUAUAUUAUUAUUACUUAUAUACUAUUAAUCAAUUAGUCAUUCAGUCUAUAAAACAUCAUAAAGGAGUUGUUGAUGUCUUCAGACGUCUCGUUUUGUCUAAAACCCAGAGAUUCAGUUUACUGAGAUAAAACAGACGCUGCAGAAACUGAUACCAGAGAAGAGUUUCUAUUUGAUAAAAGACUGAAAUGAUUAAUUGAUUAUCAAAAUAGAUGCUGAUUAAUCGAUUCAGUCUCAUCCUUCAUCAUCAUCAUCGUCUGUUUCAGUGAUUUAAAACAGGAAAUUAACCUUUGAUAGAAAAACAGGUUCGUAGCAUCCGGUUUGGUCUCGGUAUCCUGUAGCAGAAGAUGAAGUCUUUUCCGUCUUGUCCACAAAUACGACCCAGAGAGAGAAACUGGAAACAUCAAAAUGUUUGUUUUUCCUUGAAAAGUUUUGAAAUAGUUUCCAGUUUUGAAACAUAAACAAACUGAAGUUAAAAUCAGUUUAAACCACAGACUGUAAAUUAAGAUGGCCGACGCGUCUCCUCUUCCUCCCGCUGGACUAAAUGAAGCCAACUUACCCGGAUACGGGAGCUGCCAUCUUGGCUGGUGACGUCAUUUGGAGCCGGAGUCUGCGCAGUAGUGAUCGGGUUGGAGCCGCGGUAUCGAGGCCCCGCCCACACACGCGGCGGACCCAGCAGAGCUCAGCUGUCAAUCGUGACGUGAAGCCCCGUUUUUAUAGCAUCAAAUAACGAAUUAAAAUCAAACUUAAAAGAAAAACGAACACUUGAACAAACAUCAGCGUGAAGAGAACGACCUAAAGUGACAGAAACCAUCUUUGGGAAAAGUUGAUUUGACGUACUUUGAGUUUUUAGUUUGGCUCGUGUCCCACCCGCUAACAUGGAGGGGGUGGGGCUUAUGAGCUGUACUGCAGCCCGCCAGCAGGGGGCGGUCCAGAUGUUCUGGCUUCACUGCGGGGAGCUGACGUGUCGUCCAUCUUUAAAUACAGUCUGUGGUCUGAACAAACAGACGACGUUAAAUCACAGACUGCUCCUUUAAAAUGUUUCAGCUUCAGGUCAUGUGAUCACAUGUUGAUUGAAUAUGAAGACUGAGAACUUUAUUGACACUGGAUUCAUGUUACCGAGCUUUGAAUAAAGCUUUUUUGUUGAAAUGUUUUGUAUGAAUAUAUAUUUCAGGAUGUUUGAGCCAAUCAGAACAAACCAGAGAAAAAUCUGAAUUAUCGGUAAAAUUUUCUGCUUUAGCUGAUUUUUUUUUUCUUUCUGUUUAAUGAUUUUAAUUAUCAUUUCAUGAUUUUAAUGAUUUAAUUUCAGUUUUUGUGUUUGACUUUAAAAAUAGACGACUUAUUCUGAAGGGAUUCUGUUUUAUAAAAGUGAAUUUUUGUCUUUUUAUAGUCAACAAAAUAAAAAUGAAGUUUCGUCUGA